Sinocyclocheilus grahami is the source of this 1617-nucleotide messenger RNA. Its product is annotated as protein TFG-like. Gene Ontology annotation, biological process: endoplasmic reticulum to Golgi vesicle-mediated transport; COPII vesicle coat assembly. The transcript has 7 exons. Gene Ontology annotation, cellular component: endoplasmic reticulum exit site. The record is from RefSeq and is a predicted model, not a curated record. Bases 139 to 1305 code for a protein of 388 amino acids. Lineage: Eukaryota; Metazoa; Chordata; Actinopteri; Cypriniformes; Cyprinidae. Gene Ontology annotation, molecular function: identical protein binding.
GGAUAGCGCGCAUGCGCGUUUGUGGUUUUGCCACGUACAGGUCGCUGAGGCGUUUCCAAUCAGUCAGUCAGGCGUCGUUCAGCUGAAGUCCGGGACACAGGCUGCUGCUGGAAUUGACACGUCCAAACCACCAGCAGUAUGAAUGGCCAGCUGGACCUGAGUGGGAAGCUGAUCAUUAAAGCUCAGCUGGGCGAUGAUAUCCGCCGUAUCCCCAUCCACAAUGAAGACAUCACCUACGACGAGCUCCUGCUGAUGAUGCAGCGAGUCUUCCGUGGGCAGCUACAGAGCAGUGAUGAAGUCGCCAUCAAAUAUAAGGAUGAAGGUCAGUUUUUGACUUCAAAACACGACAAAGUGUUUCACAGUGCUGUCAAAAAGAAUGUUUGUGUUUUCGCAGUGAAUGGGCAGCCUCGGCCACUGGAGUCAUCUCAGGUGAAGCACCUGCGUAGAGAACUGAUCCAUUUGAGGAAUAAAGUCAACAGCCUGCUGGACAGCCUGGAGCCCCCCUCCGAGAUAGUCCCAGAGAGCACCAACCGAGAAUCUGAAUGUGUGAAUGAGGCAGUAGAUUCAACAGUGAAGCAUGCCCCUCCGGUCAGUGCUGCUAGCAUGUCUGCUUUUGACCCCCUGAAGAACCAGGAAGAGGUCAACAAGAAUGUAAUUUCUGCAUUCGGCCUGUCUGAGGAACCUGCCCAAGUUCCAGCUGUAGCCGCCACCGCUGCUGCAGAGGAGCGCUCUGCUACUCCAGACAGUAUUGCCUCUUCAUCUUCUGCAGCGCCCCCUUCUGCUGUGGCUCCCCCAGCUUACUCAGGGGUCCAACAAACUUCCUCUGCAACUAUGGAUGGUCAGAUGUAUCAGCAGUAUCAGGCUCCAGGAGGAUAUCCUCCAGCAGCUGGACCCCAGCAGCAGUAUGGGAUGCAGUACCCUGCUGGUUAUACUCAUUCUGGUGUUCCUCAGGCUCCGCCUCCUCAGCAGCAGUUCCAGAAUUAUCCCGCCCCUACCUCUCAGGCUGCCAGUGCUCCUGGCUCCGCCCCUGGGUUUUCUGGCCAAUCACAGCCUCCUGCUCCUCAAGGACCCACCCAGUACCCGCCUGGAGCAUUUCCACCUCAAAACUACACAUCCCAGGCCUCUCAACAGCCAGCUAACUACAGCCUGCCUCCAACCUCCCAGGCCACAGGGGGGUAUCAGCCCCGUCCUGGAUACACCCUGCCACCUGGCGUCACCCCUUCCUCUGGGGGUGCCAACCCCUAUGCCCGAAACCGCCCCCCUUUUGGCCAGGGCUACGCUCAGCCAGGCCCUGGGUAUCGGUAAAAGGCCGAUAAUGUCCCCACAAGCUAUACGUUUUCUCUGUCUCCAAUGCAUCAGCCCCCAAAAUCUGUGUUUGACAUUCUAAUAUUGUGUUUGUUUGUGCUUUGGAUGAUUGUAUGAAUGCUUGUGAGAAUGAACUUGUGAGAUUGUAUGUGUAUUUGCACACAUAGGAGACCAAAUGGUGUGGACAGCUGUGUGUGUGGGUGUUGUGUGUGUGCAUUUUAUUUUAUCACUGGUCUCCUAUCAUUGGUGUUAUUUUGUCAUAAACCUUGAGUUUUGUGUAAACACUAGAAAAUUAUCAUAAUCAAAGUGAUG